Molecule: messenger RNA, 1251 nt
Organism: Penicillium expansum
Lineage: Eukaryota; Fungi; Ascomycota; Eurotiomycetes; Eurotiales; Aspergillaceae
Exons: 1
Coding region: 1-1251 (416 amino acids)
Source: RefSeq, a predicted model, not a curated record
AUGCGUCCCACCCAGACAAAUGGAGGCCCUAACCUCAAUAUAUCCAUUGCAGCGCCUCCAAUAUGGACAUAUGUCGCAGGGGACACGAUAAUCGGCAGCGUGAAUCGCCACUCGCACAUCGUGGCCCCGGAUGCCAAGAUCUCCGUUACAUUGAUCGGACGCACAAAAGCCCGCUUAAUAACAGAAGGCUACCCGUCGAAAGCGACAUACUAUGGCGACUGGAAGCUUUUCGAGCUUCCAUCACAAACCUUGUUCCGUGGACCUAUACAUAUACCCUCGCCCAGUACCCCAGCCGACUGGAUCAACAUCCCCUUCUCAAUUAAUAUCCCCGAAGCAGCUUCCCUGGGAGCAGUACGCGAUCACCUACAAGAAGAGAGCUUCAUUCCCCUAGAAGCACACUGCAUCGUACAGCACCCGUUACCGGGGACAUUUUCCACCAAAUGGACUGGAGCCAAGGUCUGCAUCGAGUACUAUCUCCAGGCGCAGCUGCGGUAUAUUCGCAAUGGCUCAUGGCAUAUCAAACGUGCGGCAGCGCCUAUCACGCUCGGUUAUCCGACGGUAGACGCGGGCGGGAUUCGGUUUGCGCUGCAGAGAUGUAGUAUUGUGAGCCGGGUGCGCAGUCAACGAUUGCUUCCGUCGAUGCGGGAUGUGGAUUUGUCCUUGUCGCAGAAGACGCAGAAGAUUCUUGGGUUAUCUUCCGUUCCUGGAUUUAGCUUUGAGGUUGUGAUGAGUGUGCCGAUUGCUAUUCAACUUGAUCAUUUGUCGCCGAUUCCGCUUAUUAUUAGGGUUAUACCGCAGCGGGAUGGGAGUAGUUGUGCUAUUUGGGAUGUUGUGCAACGGGUCGAUGUUACUGCGGUUAAGAUGAGUAUUCUUUCGAAAGUCGAGAUUGUUCUCAAACCGAGUGAGGAGAGCUUUUAUGGGAUUCCUAGUGAUGAGCAUGUCUUUGUUCAGCAUUUGGGUCUAGAGAAAGCGUUUGAGCGGCUCGAGAGUCCCAUUGUAACUUUUGCUGGGCCGAGUGAGACACCGGUCGAUAUUGGAAGGGUGCUUGGGCUUGUUCUUAGGCACGAUGGCCUGAUGAGUUGGGGGAAGCGUCUUAGCCCUUUGUCUAGCAUCCAGCCUAGUUUUGUCACUUUCAAUACUAGGGUGAGUCACUCGAUAAUAUGGCAGACCUCUCUUAGUAUUGCGGGGGAGACACGAACUGUAUCGAUGACGACAGCUGUCACUGUGUAUAACAGUGCCUCUAGGUUGUGA